AUGGGUCGAGAAACAUCCCCAGGUAGACACUCCAGCCGCCCCAGGGAGAGGGAACACCGCUCGAGACACGACGACAAGGAGCACCGCUCAAGGCAUGGCGACAGAGAACACCGCGACAAGCAUCGCAAGCACCGGGACGAGACCGAGGAGGACCGGAGGGAGAGGAAGCGCCAUAGGAAGGAGGAGAAGAGGCGAGAUAGAAACGAUGACGGGCUGGAGGUACAGGACGACGAUCCAAGUAUGUGGGUGGAGAAAAGCAUCGAUGGCACUGAGGCUGUAUCCAAUAUCCCUACUACCGACUCUCUCCCUCUAAAGUCUCACAUAUCAACCUCGGAAGCACCGCUACCACCGUCUACUGCUUCAGGAUCUGCCGCUAGAGAAAGAGACUCCUGGAUGCUCGAACCAACGGGCUCGUCAGCUUCUGCCCCUCGGGAUAGCAGGGAGGUUCCUCAGAGCGCCGAUUUAUUUGAAUCUAUGGGAACGGAGCAUCUCCGAAAGGAUCCCAAGGCCGACCAACCAGACCCCUCCAAGGCAAGCCGAUCUUAUUCAUCGCAACGUGCUCAGCUUCUUGACGGAAAAUCUGUGGACGACUACGAGACAAAAGAGACAAAGGUUCAGUUUGGCGGUCCUGGAUCUCAAUGGCGUAUGAUGAAGCUGCGACGUCUCUACGAGCAAUCGGAAGAGCAGGGCAAGCCUGUUGAAGAGAUCGCAUUGGAGAGGUACGGCUCUUUGCAAGACUUUAAUGAAGCUCUCGAAGAGCGCAAGUACUUGGACGACAAGGAAGAGAGAAGGAAAUCUCGCCGUGGGCCAGGGGGUCUCGCCACUCCCACCGGUGGCUCUACGGGUGCGCGAACGCCCGACACGGGAAAGAGGUUCAUGUUUGCCAACCCUGCAUCGGGCGACGAGUCUUUUGGAAGUCGCCCGAGUUCUCGAGCAGGGUUCCGCAAACCUGGAGAGGACCGCGAUCAAACGCCCAAUGGUCGGAUUGAUCUGCUCCGUCGCGAAAACAGUGGCGGUGGGACACCAGGUGCUCGUCCAGGCGCUAGCGGCAUCACCAGCAGUAUGGCCAUGUCUACCCCGGUCCCCAGUGUUUUCACGCCGACUGCUCUUACUCGCUCUUCAACCCUUCCCGACACUGGCUCGCCGGCUCGAGACCCAACGGCGUCCAAACCUCCUCUCUCGACGGAACAGCUCAACAAGCUUCAAGCUGCAGUGCUUCGAGCCAAGCUCAUGGAUGACCCCAACGCAGAGAAGAUGGAACAUGAAUAUGAGCUCGAACGAGAGCGAAGUGAAGCUGCUGCGAAUGGCGGAUUGUGGUCUGGCGCAAGUGACGGUGUUGAAGUGCAGGUGUUGCCGACUCUGGACGGGAGAGGACAGCUCUAUGAUGUCGGUACGGGCCAGGCCGCCGAGGUAGAACUUGGCCCAGGCAACAAAAAGAAGAAGGUCGACAAGUUUGAAACUCGUGACAAGCAAGGCAAUCUUCUUCGGUACAACGCCGACGACGAUAGCCAAUCUCUCGGCGAGCUCGUCCGUCAGGAACGUUUCGGCGCCGGAUCCAAGGAUCAAAAGGAUAUCGACGCCGAAAUGGCGAGAGCGAUAGCCACGGACGGCAAGUUCCAAGAUGAUCUGGAUUAUAUGGACGACAAUGCGGAAAAGCUGGCGAGGAGAAAGUUGAAGAGUGAUGCUCUGAAGCGAGCUUUCGCCAUCAACGAUUAUGCGCGGACAAAGAAGGCUCUUGACACUUGUCCGUUCUGCUAUCAGGACGAUCGCCCUCCGCAGACUGCUAUCGUCGCCCUCGGUACUCGCACAUACUUGUGCUGCACCGAGACCGAGGAGCUUGUUCCUGGUCAUUGCUUGAUCGUCCCUCUGCAACACCAUCUCAGCAUGCUGGAGAUGGAGGAUGAUGAUUGGGAGGAACAGAACUUUAUGAAGUGUCUCAUGAGGAUGCACGCGGACAACAAUCAAGGUGUCAUCUUCUUUGAAACCAUCACCACUUUCAAGCAGCAAAAGCACUCCUACAUCGAAGCUCUCCCCGUCCCUGCUCGACAUUUCGGCAAUCUUCCCGCCUACUUCCGGGAAUCCAUCCUCGCUUCGGAAGGCGAGUGGACGCAGCAUAAAAAGUUGAUCGAUUUCUCAACCAGACCGGGCGGUUUCAGGAGGAUGAUGGUGCCAAACAUCCCGUACUUUAUGGUUCAGUGGGAUUAUAAAGGUGAGAAGGGAUACGGGCACGUGAUUGAGGGCGUGAAGGAAAGUGGCAGUGGCGGUGGCGGUGGAGAAGAUGAGGAGGGAGAGGGGGACAUUGGUGGAGCUGGCAAAGAGGACGAGUUCCCCAAAUAUUUCGCGCAAGAGAUUAUCGGCAACAUAUUGGGGCUGGAGCCUCGAAAAUGGCGUAAACCUCAAAGAAUAGCUGUAGGGGCCAACAAGGAACGGGCGAGGGCUUUGGGGACCAAGUUCCAACCAUAUAAUUGGACUGUUGGUAAUACUGUAUGA
Molecule: messenger RNA, 2490 nt
Organism: Cryptococcus wingfieldii CBS 7118
Lineage: Eukaryota; Fungi; Basidiomycota; Tremellomycetes; Tremellales; Cryptococcaceae
Product: cell cycle control protein cwf19
Exons: 8
Coding region: 1-2490 (829 amino acids)
Biological process (GO): mRNA splicing, via spliceosome
Cellular component (GO): post-mRNA release spliceosomal complex
Source: RefSeq, a predicted model, not a curated record